Messenger RNA from Rubroshorea leprosula, 2156 nucleotides. The record is from the annotation of a GenBank genome assembly. Lineage: Eukaryota; Viridiplantae; Streptophyta; Magnoliopsida; Malvales; Dipterocarpaceae.
UUCAUAUCAUCAUUUUCUUGCAGCUGCUGCCUUUUUUCCAGGGACUCAGUCGUCACCGCCACGUCCGUGAUCAAAGCUUUUCCGAGAUAGAUUUAUAGAUAUAGAGUUGGGAGAUAUGGACGUAGAUGAAGGGAGAGUUCAUGAGAAGAUUACAGUCGGAGUCUGCGUCAUGGAAAAGAAGGUGUUUUCGGCCCCUAUGGGGCAGAUUCUGGACCGGCUGAAGGCUUUUGGUGAAUUUGAGAUCAUACAUUUUGGAGACAAAGUCAUUACUGAGGAUCCAGUGGAAAGAUGGCCAAUCUGCGAUUGCUUGAUUGCUUUCUAUUCCUCUGGAUACCCACUUGAAAAAGCUGAAGCGUAUGCUGCUUUACGGAAACCUUACCUUGUGAAUGAAUUGGAGCCGCAACACCUUCUCCAUGAUCGAAGGAAGGUGUAUGAGCGGCUUGAAAAGUAUAGAAUUUCUAUUCCAAGAUAUGCUCUUGUAAAUAGAGAGGUCCCAUAUCAAGAUCUGGAUUAUUUUGUUGAGGAAGAAGAUUAUAUUGAGGUUCAUGGAAAUCGUUUUUGGAAGCCAUUUGUGGAGAAGCCUGUUGAUGGGGAUGAUCAUAGUAUCAUGAUAUAUUACCCUAGCUCAGCAGGCAGUGGCAUGAAGGUGUUGUUUAGGAAGAUUGGAAACCGAUCAAGUGAGUUCCAUCCAGAUGUCAGAAGAGUAAGACGUGAAGGUUCCUAUAUAUAUGAGGAAUUUUUGCCAACUGGAGGAACAGAUGUGAAGGUCUAUACUGUUGGUCCUGAAUAUGCGCAUGCUGAGGCAAGGAAAUCUCCUGUUGUUGAUGGUGUUGUUGUGAGAAAUCCUGAUGGAAAAGAGGUUAGGUAUCCUGUCUUGCUAACACCAAGUGAAAAGCAAAUGGCAAGGGAUGUCUGCAUUGCAUUUAGGCAAGCGGUCUGUGGAUUUGAUCUCUUGCGUUGCGAGGGACGUUCAUACGUUUGUGAUGUGAAUGGAUGGAGUUUUGUGAAAAACUCACACAAAUAUUAUGAUGAUGCUGCUUGCGUUUUGAGGAAGAUGUUCUUAGAUGCAAAAGCUCCUCACCUUUCAUCUGUAAUUCCACCAACUUUACCUUGGAAAGUAAAUGAACCAGUCCAGCAAUCUGAAGGACUCACUCGUCAAGGAAGUGGUAUCAUUGGCACAUUUGGGCAGUCUGAGGAGCUACGUUGUGUGAUUGGUGUAAUUCGUCAUGGUGAUAGAACUCCCAAGCAGAAGGUGAAGUUGAAUGUUACUGAGGAAAGGCUGCUAAACUUAAUGCUAAAGUACAAUGGUGGACGGCCUAGAGCUGAAACAAAACUUAAAAGUGCAGUCCAGUUGCAAGAUCUGUUGGAUGCUACUCGAGCACUUGUACCCCGUACAAGACCAGGUCGUGAAAGCGACAGUGAGGCAGAAGACUUUGAGCAUGCUGAAAAGCUUCGGCAAGUGAAAGCAGUACUUGAAGAGGGUGGACACUUUUCUGGCAUCUAUCGAAAGGUGCAACUAAAGCCUCUAAAAUGGAUUAAAGUUCCAAAAGGUAAUGGUGAGGGUGAAGAAGAACAGCCUGUUGAAGCUCUGAUGGUUCUUAAAUAUGGUGGUGUUCUUACACAUGCAGGGAGAAAGCAGGCAGAAGAACUGGGUAGAUAUUUUCGAAAUAAUAUGUAUCCAGGUGAAGGAACCGGCCUGCUUCGCCUCCAUAGUACAUACCGCCACGAUCUUAAAAUUUACAGUUCUGAUGAGGGCCGUGUGCAGAUGUCUGCUGCUGCUUUUGCCAAAGGCUUGCUUGAUCUUGAAGGGCAGUUAACACCCAUACUGGUUUCCCUUGUUAGCAAGGAUGCUUCUAUGUUGGAUGGACUUGAUGAUGCCAGCACUGAGAUCAAAGAAGCAAAGUUGAGGUUGAAUGAAAUUAUUACUUCUGGUUUUAAUAGAAUAGGCAAAAGAGUAGGCAUGUGACUGCAGUUAGUACAGAUAAUGUAAUCUUACUGGUGCUGCAUAGUGAAUGGUAAGACAAAAUUACUGUAGCAGAUAGAGAAGAAGAAGAAGAAAGAAGAUAGAACAGUUGUAACAACUAACAAGGCAGAACUUUUCCCAAACAACUCAAUGUUCUCAUAGAUACCAACUUCAAUAACUUUAAAGUACAAAG